Acanthoscelides obtectus is the source of this 941-nucleotide messenger RNA. The record is from the annotation of a GenBank genome assembly. NCBI's taxonomy places the organism in Eukaryota, Metazoa, Arthropoda, Insecta, Coleoptera, Chrysomelidae.
UUUGAAUUGGCGCUACUGGGCCACGACGAAACCGAGAGCUCAAAAAACCUGGGAAUAUUUCGUGGACUGAUUAAUUUUUCUGCUGAGCUUGAUACAACCUUAAGCGAACACAUAAAAAAUGCUUCAAUAUUUAAAGGACUUCCAAAGAAAUACAAAACGAUCUACUGGAUUGUAUUCUUGAAGUUUGUCAUGAAGAGAUAAUAAAACAGAUUAACAGAGCCUAAUAGCAGAUGAAACAACGGACGUUUCGGAGAAAACCCAACUGGUAACAAUUUUCAGAUACGUAUUUAACGGCGAACCAGUAGAACGUUUUUGGAAUUAUAUGAAUCCCGAACAAUGUGACGCUGAUACUCUCACAAGACAUAUUUUGAGCGUCGUAGAUCCAUUAAUAGGAAAUUUCCCUAACAAACUGAUUUCAAAAAGCUAUGAUGGAGCCGCGGUAAUGAGCGGACAUAAUGUUGGAGUACAGGCAAACAUUAAACAAAGAUAUCCAUUUGCUCACUAUGUGCAUUGCUAUGCGCAUCAGUUAAACCUGAUUAUAUUAUACACUGUUAAAAUAAAUGACUCAACUUCGAAGUCACCCUGUAUAUAUUUGAAAGAUAUUCCGGGAUUUUUUAAUAAUUCUCCUCAACGCGUAGAGGUACUGAACAGAAUUGUGGGUAAAAAUUCCACAAGGAGCAACAACUCGUUGGAAUUUUAAUAUUCGAAAAUAAAUGUAGUGUUUGAGAAUAGAGAAUCACUCAUUGAAUGCGUGGAAGAAAUAGAAGAAAAUUUCACUAAUGAAACCGUUUGCAAGGCAGCUUGCGGUAUUCGCCGUAUGUUAAACGAUUCUGUUUUCGUGUUUUGGUUGACAUUUUUUCAUCAUGUCAUGCUUAACGUCGACAUCUUGUUCAACCAGUUGCCGAAGAUAAAAACCGAGCCAGCGCAAGUUAAAACGGCUA